Messenger RNA from Ziziphus jujuba (common jujube), 813 nucleotides. RefSeq names its product two-component response regulator ARR17. Gene Ontology annotation, biological process: cytokinin-activated signaling pathway; phosphorelay signal transduction system. The record is from RefSeq and is a predicted model, not a curated record. The transcript is spliced from 5 exons. Lineage: Eukaryota; Viridiplantae; Streptophyta; Magnoliopsida; Rosales; Rhamnaceae. Bases 251 to 724 code for a protein of 157 amino acids.
UGUCGCUACUUUCGUAAUCAAAUCACCAAAAAGCAUCUAAAAGGAUCGUGGCAGAGAUGUGACCCCCCGAUUUACUCAUCUUUAUUAUCCUUACAUAAAUGACAUUUUACGCACUACAACUUACACCUAUAAAACCCCAUGCAUUAUUUUUCCGUCUUCAAUUUUCUUUUUCUUUAACCCCCCUCCAUUUUUCUCUUUGUGCUUUGUUUUUGUCUAUAAUUUUGCUACAGAAUUCUCUGUUUUUGUGAAUAUGAGUGGUUCUUCAAUGAGGUCAGAUUUUGAUGAAGAGAAACCGCAUGUUUUGGCUGUUGAUGACAGUUUAGUGGACCGCAAAAUCAUUGAGAAGCUCCUUACCAACUCUUCUUGUAAAGUUAGUACCGCAGAGAAUGCGCAGAAGGCAUUGGAGAUGUUGGGUGUAGCAGAUGGACAACAAAACUUUAGUGAAACAGUUUCGAAGGUACACAUGGUAAUCACUGAUUACUGUAUGCCAGGAAUGACAGGCUAUGAGCUACUUAAAAAAAUUAAGGAAUCACCUGCAGUGAAAGAGAUACCAGUGGUGGUAGUAUCAUCGGAGAAUAUACCUACUCGAAUUGAAAAGUGCCUGGAGGAGGGAGCUCAAGAGUUCAUGUUGAAACCUCUCAGACAGUCAGAUGUUAAGAAAUUAAACUGCCAAUUAGUUAAGUACAGAAAUCCUUGCAAUGCAAGGCUUUGCAUGGGAAGAUGAAUAUGUCCAAUUCAAAGAGAAAACAAACGUGAAAACUAAAUCCAUAAAGCUAUAAGAGGAAAAAAUAGAAAUUUAUUUAGUUGGAAUAU